Tilletiopsis washingtonensis is the source of this 303-nucleotide messenger RNA. RefSeq names its product winged helix DNA-binding domain-containing protein. The annotation marks the transcript as partial. The record is from RefSeq and is a predicted model, not a curated record. The transcript has a single exon. Lineage: Eukaryota; Fungi; Basidiomycota; Exobasidiomycetes; Entylomatales. Gene Ontology annotation, molecular function: sequence-specific DNA binding; DNA-binding transcription factor activity. Gene Ontology annotation, biological process: regulation of DNA-templated transcription.
AGCUUCGUCAGCAAGCUCUACUCGAUGCUCGAGGACCGCUCCAUUGAGGAUCUCAUCCAGUGGGGCCCCGACGGCACGGCGUUCAGCGUGGCGAACCCGGCCGAGUUCUCGCGCCUCGUGCUGCCGCAGUGGUUCAAGCACUCGAACUGGCAGUCGUUCGUGCGGCAGCUCAACAUGUACGGCUUCCACAAGGUCAACCACACGUACCAGGGCAACCCGGCCGACGAGGUGCAGAUCUGGGAGUUCAAGCACGCCAGCUUCCGCCGCGGCGACAUCCAUGCGCUGGCCGACAUCAAGCGCAAG